AUGACAGCCACAAAGAAAUACCAUGAUAAAUCAAAGGAACUGAUGAAUACAUUCCAAACAUGUACCAUCAAACAAGUUCCAAGAUCCCAAAACAAGAGAGCUGAUGCCUUAAGCAACCUUACAUCUCUCACAUUCGCCCAUCUCACCAAGAAGGUACUAGUCGAAAUAUUGAAAACCUCAUCAAUUCAAGAACUUGAGGUUCAAGAUGUGAUCACUGAAGAAGGGCCAAAUUGGAUGACUCCAAUUGAAAAUUUUCUCAAAAAUGGUGAAUUACCCAAUGACCAGAUAGAGGUUGAAAGGGUUCACAUCAAAUCAUGGCAGUAUGUGUUGCAAGGAGAAAUUAUUUACAAAAAGGUUACCUUGCACCACUACUCCGAUGUGCUAGCCCAAAAUAAAGCCAACAUCUGA
Helianthus annuus (common sunflower) is the source of this 408-nucleotide messenger RNA. RefSeq lists its product as uncharacterized. The coding region runs from base 1 to 408 and encodes 135 amino acids. Gene Ontology annotation, molecular function: RNA-DNA hybrid ribonuclease activity; nucleic acid binding. Lineage: Eukaryota; Viridiplantae; Streptophyta; Magnoliopsida; Asterales; Asteraceae. The record is from RefSeq and is a predicted model, not a curated record. The transcript has a single exon.